This is a messenger RNA of Phaethon lepturus (White-tailed tropicbird), 1785 nucleotides long. It is a transcript of the gene ETNPPL, whose product is annotated as ethanolamine-phosphate phospho-lyase. The record is from RefSeq and is a predicted model, not a curated record. Gene Ontology annotation, cellular component: mitochondrion. The transcript is spliced from 12 exons. NCBI's taxonomy places the organism in Eukaryota, Metazoa, Chordata, Aves, Phaethontiformes, Phaethontidae. The coding region runs from base 60 to 1445 and encodes 461 amino acids. Gene Ontology annotation, molecular function: pyridoxal phosphate binding; transaminase activity; ethanolamine-phosphate phospho-lyase activity.
CCUGCAAAGUUUUCUUUGCCAAGGACCCUCUGAAGAUAGUGCGUGCUCAGGGCCAAUAUAUGUUUGAUGAGAAAGGAGAAAAAUACUUAGACUGUAUCAACAACGUUGCACAUGUUGGCCACAGUCAUCCAGACGUGAUAAAGGCUGCAACAAAACAGAUGGAACUGCUCAAUACAAAUUCCAGGUUCCUGCAUGACAACCUUGUUCAGUAUGCACAGCGUCUUACAGCCACCCUGCCCGAGAAACUCUCUGUUUGCUAUUUUGUUAACUCCGGGUCUGAAGCAAAUGAUCUUGCUUUACGACUGGCUCGGCAGUACCAUGGGCACCAAGAUGUGAUCACCCUUGAAAAUGCUUACCAUGGCCAUGUUACAUCUCUGAUUGACAUCAGUCCCUAUAAAUUUAAUCAGCUGGGAAAGGACAGCAAGAAGGAGUUUGUGCAUGUGGCUCCUUCUCCAGAUAUCUACAGAGGGAAAUACAGGGAAGACCACCCAGAUCCAGCAAGUGCUUAUGCUGAAGAGGUGAAAAAGAUUAUUGAAGAAACACAGAAGAAUGGACGCAAGAUUGCUGCUUUCAUAGCCGAAUCCAUGCAGAGCUGUGGAGGCCAAGUAAUUCCACCUGUGGGCUAUUUCCAGAAAGUGGCAGAGUACGUGCGUGCGGCAGGUGGAGUGUUCAUAGCUGAUGAGGUCCAGGUUGGCUUUGGCAGAGUUGGGAAGCAUUUUUGGGCAUUCCAGCUGCAAGGUGAAGACUUUGUGCCUGACAUUGUCACCAUGGGAAAGCCCAUUGGCAAUGGCCACCCUAUGUCUUGUGUGGUCACAACAAGGGAAAUCGCUGAAAGUUUUGGUGCCUCUGGACUGGAGUAUUUCAAUACAUUUGGAGGCAAUCCAGUGUCUUGUGCUAUUGGUUUGGCUGUGCUGGACGUAAUAGAAAAAGAAGAUCUCCAAGGAAAUGCUACACGUGUAGGAAAUUAUCUCCUGGAGUUGCUGGCUGAGCAAAAGGGGAAACAUCCUUUAGUGGGAGAUAUCAGGGGUGUUGGAUUGUUUGUUGGAGUGGAUCUGGUGAAAGACCAACAAAAGCGAACACCAGCCACAGCUGAAGCCCUUCACCUUAUUUACAAGCUGAAAGAGCGUCAAAUCCUUCUUAGUGCAGAUGGACCCCACAGAAAUAUACUAAAAUUUAAACCACCGAUGUGUUUCACAACCGAAGAUGCAAAACAUGUAGUGGAGACAAUUGAUGCACUUCUCACAGAAAUGGAAGAGGCAACUGGGAUGAAGACAGAAAAUAAUGCAUCUACAAAUGCUCAGUGUAAAAGAAAAACAACUGAAGGGAGUUCUCAACCAGAAGGUGCAAAUGAAAGCAUCGGCCAUAUGAAUGGAGCUGCCUGCAGACAAGAGAAUGGGCUUUAUUCUAAAAAGCGCUCAGUGCCAAGUAAAAGAAUAAGAACAUGAAGAGGGAAAGUUUCUUCAUUCAGUUUGAAUUUGUGUCCGACUUGGUUUUGAGAUGAAAAGUGCAAUAGUCAGAGUCCUACGAUCUGUUUGAAGUCUAGUCCUACCUUCCAUAAACCAGCUGAAUUCCUGUUAGCUUCAGUAGGAGUUUAAAAUACCUUUCCAGAUACAUGAGAACUGCACCAUGUGGCUUGAAAUCUAGAUGUGACAGAACGGACAAGUGAUACACAAAUACCUUGUUGCUAACGGCAGGUUUGACAUAGGUACACAAACUCAGUGAAGUCUGUGGAUUUACCCAUAUUACACAGAAUCUUAAUUGCUUAACUACCAUACAAGAAAAUGC